This is a messenger RNA of Orbilia oligospora ATCC 24927, 1329 nucleotides long. RefSeq lists its product as uncharacterized. The transcript has 2 exons. The record is from RefSeq and is a predicted model, not a curated record. Gene Ontology annotation, biological process: carbohydrate metabolic process. Bases 1 to 1329 code for a protein of 442 amino acids. Lineage: Eukaryota; Fungi; Ascomycota; Orbiliomycetes; Orbiliales; Orbiliaceae. Gene Ontology annotation, molecular function: hydrolase activity, hydrolyzing O-glycosyl compounds.
AUGGACCCGGACAGGUCGCAAUUUUCUCCAUUCGUGGAUCCUAUAACGCCAGUAGGGAGCGUCACUCCGUAUACCUAUGGUUCUGGACCGAGUUCCGACAGAGGUUCCUCAUCGGCGCUUCCCAGCAUACUGAGCCCUCAACAACGAUAUUUCCAUUCACGACGGGUGCCAAAGGGAACAGUAGAGAAACCUUGGCUGGAUAAGAGGGAUCCGAAAGAAAAAUGGGUAACAAUUUUCCCAUUAGUUGGGAUUUUUAUCGGUUUGGCGGUAUCAGGGUAUCUUGUGUACGAUGGAUACACGUCUGUCAUUCAGCAUAAAUAUUGUCCGGUUUACAUGGAGGAUUUUCAGAAUGGCUUCAACACCGAUGUUUGGACGCGAGAGGUCGAAGUCGGUGGAUAUGGGAAUGGUCAAUUCGAAUACACCACCAAUACAGACGAGAACUCGUAUGUUAAGGAUGGGAAGCUCUAUAUUAAGCCAACAUUACAAGAUGAAAGACUCAUAGUUCAGGAAAAUACCAUCAAUCUAAUCAAACAGGGGAUUUGUACUUCUGACAUCCCUAAGAACUGCAUCACAUCGACAAACAGCACCAACGGAACAAUCGUCAACCCUGUCAAAUCUGCACGUAUCAACACCAAGAAAUCGUUCAGUAUAAAAUACGGCCGUGUCGAGGUAAAUGCCAAACUUCCACUCGGGAAAUGGCUGUGGCCCGCCAUUUGGAUGUUACCCGUCGAGGACAUCUACGGAUCUUGGCCUCGCUCUGGUGAAAUUGAUAUCAUGGAAAGUCGAGGCAACGACUAUCGAUACCCGCAAGGCGGGAACGAUAUCGUUUCUUCGGCUCUUCAUUGGGGCCCCGACAGUGCUCACGAUGCAUGGUGGAUGACAAACGUCAAACAUCGUGCCCUUCACACCACAUACGCCUCGGGUUUCAAUACUUUCGGAAUCGAGUGGUCGGAAAAAUAUAUAUUCACCUAUGUAAAUUCUCGGUUAUUGCAGGUAUUAUACACCAAGUUCGACCCGAAGGGUCUCUGGGAGCGAGGAAACUUUCCACUCAGCAGUGCAAAUGGAACACGAUACGCCAACCCGUGGGCGAUGAGCAAAAGCCCAGGCGCUCCUUUUGAUCAAAGGUUUUACCUUAUUCUCAAUGUCGCUGUCGGGGGUACCAAUGGUUGGUUCGAAGACGGAGUUGAUGAAAAACCCUGGGUCGACGCUAGUUCCAACGCGAAGAAGGACUUUUGGAAUUCACGAUAUAUCUGGGCAGCCGAUUGGGACAAAAAUGACAACCACGCCAUGGUCGUGGAUAGCAUUAAGAUGUGGCAGGAAUGCGACUGA